Pseudogymnoascus destructans is the source of this 3524-nucleotide messenger RNA. RefSeq names its product decapping enzyme complex catalytic subunit (gene DCP2). Gene Ontology annotation, molecular function: RNA binding; manganese ion binding; 5'-(N(7)-methylguanosine 5'-triphospho)-[mRNA] hydrolase activity. The record is from RefSeq and is a predicted model, not a curated record. The coding region runs from base 245 to 3037 and encodes 930 amino acids. NCBI's taxonomy places the organism in Eukaryota, Fungi, Ascomycota, Leotiomycetes, Thelebolales, Thelebolaceae. The transcript has 3 exons. Gene Ontology annotation, biological process: nuclear-transcribed mRNA catabolic process, nonsense-mediated decay; deadenylation-dependent decapping of nuclear-transcribed mRNA. Gene Ontology annotation, cellular component: cytoplasm; P-body.
AUACACCUACCAUGAUAUAAGCACAUUAUCUGAACCGUUAUUUCCAACAGUUUCUGAGCCUAACCUCUGAUCUGGGAUACCACGCAACUCUGAGUUACUGGUUCUGCAAGUGAUAUCGACCGACGUGUUUCCUAGCCGCGACACCUUGGCACUUCACGGAUCCGCCUGCUCUGGAUAUUAUUAUCCUCAAGAAACACCCCAAAGUCCUUUCGAGUCGUGGAUAUGCUAGCACAGUGCAGCCUAGAUGACAGACUCCAAAAUGCAGCUAGAAGACUGGCUCGAUGAUUUAUGUGUUCGAUUUAUUAUCAACUUACCAGAGGAGGAUCUCUCCUCAGUAGCGAGGAUAUGUUUCCAAGUCGAAGAGGCACAAUGGUUUUACGAAGACUUCAUCCGGCCGUUGGAUCCGUCUCUCCCAUCCAUGUCCCUCCGCAGCUUCUGCCUCAGGAUAUUCCAACAUUGUCCCCUACUAUCCGCAUUUUCGAUUGACAAUCACAUGCGAGCCUUUGAAGAAUUCCUCCUAUACAAGACCCGCGUGCCUGUUCGAGGUGCGAUAAUGCUGAACCAAGCGCUAGACGCCGUCGUGCUUGUCAAGGGCUGGAAAAAAGGAGCGAAUUGGAGCUUUCCCAGAGGAAAGAUCAACAAGGAUGAAGAUGAUCUUGAUUGUGCUGUGCGUGAGGUAUACGAAGAGACUGGCUACGACAUCAGGGCUGCUGGCCUGGUCCCGGAGUCAGAAGAAGUGAAAUAUAUCGAUAUCCCUAUGCGCGAGCAGCAUAUCAGGCUGUACGUCUUCAGAGAUGUCCCUAUGGACACUCAUUUCGAACCAAGAACAAGAAAAGAAAUCAGCAAGAUUGAGUGGUACCGAUUAUCAGAUCUCCCUGCUUUCAGGAAGAAAAAUCACCAAACAGGGAAUGACGCCGAGGUUGCAAAGAACGCGAAUAAAUUCUAUAUGGUAGCACCAUUCUUAGUGCCACUGAAGAAAUGGGUUCAGCAGCAGAAGAAGAAAGACUCUGAGCGUGCUACAAGCAAUCAGUAUUUGUCUCAAUAUGCAGAUGAGGGUCAGACUGAGGAAGAGGGCUUUAGAAGCGCAAUCGAGGGCUUUGAAAUGCCAAUUUCAAAUGUUCAUGGAGCAUCGGCCCCCGAGUUGAAUACUAUGGAAGGAGCUACGGCAGCUCUUCAUAGACUAUUGAAGAUACAGCCUGCGACGCAGGGCCUGCAGCCAAACCCUGGCAGCGCUCCCCAAUACCCAGCAGGGAACACCGGUGACGCCCUGCUUGCCAUACUACGUGGAAAGCCCCAAGGCAAAGCACAACAAGCUCCACCUCAACAAGCUCCAACUCAAGUACCUCGUGGCCCGGCAGACUUUUCUUACAAUUCAGUUCCAACGCAGCGGAAUCCGCAGCAGCAGUACCCAAUGAACCCACAGGAGUCAAAUCCUCAGCCAUACAAUGGAGCCUCCAUUGCUUUGGACAACAGGAUGCAAAUCGAACAACAACAGAAUUAUAAUUACCCUGCUCAGCAUCAUCAGUUAUCCAACCCAAUGUCUGGUAUGCGUAUGGCCAACCCUCAGGCGAUCGGGGCAAUUGGGAACCCAGCACCUAGCGCUGGCCAACAACAUCCUGCGAUGCAAGGGAAUGCAAGUUAUGCUGCUGAUCCUGCUUACUUUAUGGGUGCUCAAUUUCCUGGACUACAAGUACAGCCUCAGUUUGGACGCCACCCGCAGUUCUUGCAACAUCCACAACCACUCCCGCCACAAGUCCAUCAAGGCGUAUUUACUGGUCGCCAGGGCCACGGUCCGAUACCUCAGUUUAUGCAGCAGGCUAGUCAACAGAAUAUGCUACAGAUUCCUCAGCAGCGCCCAUCUCAAUUCUCUCCUCCAAUGCAACCGGAUCUACCAAACGUACACGAACCUGUAAUGUCGCCACCCAAACCGACGCCACCUCAAUUGACCAGCCACUCCUUGGCCCUCUUGAACGCGUUUCGUGGUCAAGAUAGGGUGGUGCCAGACAGCAAAGUUUCAAACGGUCAUCCACUAUCGAGAUACACUCAGGGGCACGUAACACCUACUACACAACUUCAAGAGCUUCCAAGCGAGCACCUUUUGCAAGAGCAACCAAAUGUCAACCGCCCUGUAGCAAGCUACGAGCAAAGGCCACCGCCACAGCAAGACUCCCGCAGCAUGCUCGUCGGAUCGCCGCCAGCCGACAUGCAUAAAUCAGCACUUCUAAGUCUAUUUAAGACCCCUACGGCCACUGCUGCUCGUAUGGCAAAACCAAUUUCUGCAGAGCCUCCUCAGGUUCCUCCAAUGCUAACGGCAAUGGAUACUCGGCCUGCAGUAUCCCCUGCUUCCAUUACGAGGGCCCGUCGACCGCAUCCUGAUGGCAACUUAGCUUUUGCUAGGCCAAAGCCUGACGGUAGACCUGAGGUUCAGCCUCGCGCACCAGAGCAACAGCAGCCAUUUAGGCCGACUGCUAUCCUAUCACGCCCUGCCCAGUCAGGUUCGAAACCGUCGACUCCUCAGCCGCGGCAGCCUUCGCAAGCUCAGCAGGCCCAGCAGCCUCAGCAGCAUCGACAACCAGCGGCCAAUGGCAAGGGAGCGAGGAAAGCGGGAGGCACUCCGAAGCGCCAGGCUGAUGUUGAGGCACCACAACAAGCACCGAAACCCUUUGCGCCUCAGAUCUUGAAGCGACCAGCACAAGGCCCUCCAAUGCCUCCAAUGCCCGCAGAGCUUUCUGGUAUCAGCCCGACUAGAGUAUCACCACCAGUGUUGCCAACUAUCGAUUCGCAGCAUGCGGCCCAACCUACGCCUCCUCCCGGGCACAAGCAGGCUCUACUUUCGCUGUUCAAGAAAUUGCCAGAACGAGCGCCACCGGGACCCGCCGAGCAGCAGAAGCUUGGUGCCGAGAGGCCUUUUGCUUCUGGUGGAGAGAAUACUGGAGCGAGGGGGGCCAGAAGGACCAGCAACCAGGCGCCUAUGUCCCCAACGGAUAAGGGAUUCCUACUGGGCUAUCUUGAUACUAUUGCCAAAGGAGGGCUUUAGAUGAUAGAUAUGAGACUUCGGUGGUUGUUAAGCGAUAGCUGUUAUAUAGUGAUGGGUUUAGGCAUUAGAAGGGGGAUAUUGGGAUCAGAGUGAUAGUUAUUGCAGGUUGCGUUGAGUUCGGAGUAGAUGUGAAUACAUUCAAAGAAGCAUGCAUCGGUCACUUAUAAACUCCUAUGUAAGGGAUGAAAGUUGAAGCAGUUUCCAUCCGAAAUACAAUUUGUCGAAGACUUCAUUUCCCGCCUUUGUUUGUCCCAAUCAUGGCUGCUCCACCACAACGUAGAGUCUAUAGUCACGCCGAGGGAUUGGGUCUAAUGGAUAGCGGUAAGAAAGCUUACCGUCUCACCGUGUUUUGUCGUCACCGUCUCGUCUUCUCGUCACUGCUCAUCUCAUCUUCUUCCCCGCUUCGUCUCAUGCCGUACGAUUGUUUGGAUCAUCAUUAAAAGGGUGUUUUGAUUGCUCAUUAUGAUCAUUAUGACAACUUUGCGGU